This is a messenger RNA of Ilex paraguariensis (yerba mate), 903 nucleotides long. The record is from the annotation of a GenBank genome assembly. NCBI's taxonomy places the organism in Eukaryota, Viridiplantae, Streptophyta, Magnoliopsida, Aquifoliales, Aquifoliaceae.
AUGUUCUUUGCAACAUGGCCACUUGCUUGUGAUCCUUCAAGUUUGCCAAAGUAUCCACCCAGCAAAGAGAUUGAUGCAAAAUUGCGGGAUGAAGAAGCUAGAAGGCAAGGAGCAAUGGCAGUCAGGAGCCAGAGGGUUGACCGGGAUAUGAGAGGAUCAAGAGAUCUGCGGGGAGGUCCAGCACCUGAAGCUAAUGCUGAGUUAGCCAUUUCAAUGCAGACAAGGCAGGGCCAUUACAGUCCGAAGAGCCGAAGUGAGCUGUUCAACCGUCGUCGGGAGGAAGCUGCUGUUGGGUUUCCCAUUGAUCCACCUAGACUGAGACAAUCAGUAAAAGAAGUGAGUAAAGAUCUAAUGGAACAGAAUCCAAAGAGAGCUUCGCAUUCAGGGCCUUUGGUUCCAGGGGUUGGAUGGGCAAAAGGAGGAAAGAGAGGUGAUGGUAUUUCCAAUGUCUCAAUCAGAGGCAACUUAUCCACCUUAUCUGGUUUAGUAGCCUCUAGGACUUCAGUUUCGGAAGAGUGCCGAGAUAAACUUGAUUCUUCACGACCUGAGGCAACAAAUCAAGUGGGCAGGCUUUCGGAAUCUUAUGAGAAACCCACUAGAAAGCAGGAUUGGAAGCAUCAGACUCAGAAUAUUGCCGGUUCUCAUCAGACAGAAGAUGACAGAGCCAGUACUAAAGAACCACAUGCGCAUGGGCAUGGGUUUAGGGGAAACAAGAUCCAUUUCUCAGGUCCAUUAUUUGCUCCAUCAAAGAAUGUGGAUCAGAUGCUUAGGGAACAUGAUCGACAGAUUCAAGAAGCUGCUCGACGAGCAUGGCUUGAGAAGACAAGACUUGGUAAGGUUCAAGCUCUAGAUGUACAGAAAACAUCUAACCCAAUAUACACAUCCACCCGUGGAGCUGGGUAA